GGGAAGAGCUUCGGCCACAGCUCGGCCCUGGCCCACCACCGGCGCAUCCACACCACGGAGCGCCCCUACCGCUGCCCCCAGUGCGGGAAGAGCUUCUGCCGCAGAACUGACCUCGUCGUCCACCAGCGCGUCCACACCGGCGAGCGCCCGUACCAGUGCCCCCAGUGCGGGAAGAGCUUCUGCCGCAGAACUGACCUCGUCGUCCACCAGCGCGUCCACACCGGCGAGCGCCCGUACCAGUGCCCCCAGUGCGGGAAGAGGUUUGGCCACAGCUCCACCCUCCACGCGCACCAGCGGAUGCACACAGGUGAGCGACCCUACAACUGCGGCAACUGCGGGAAGAGCUUCUGCCGGAGCUCGGAACUCGUCGUCCACCAGCGCGUCCACACCGGGGAAAAGCCCUACCAGUGCUCCCAGCUGAUCGGCUGGUGCGGGAAGGGCUUCAGCUGCAGUUCGGCCUUCUUGCAGCACCAGCACAUCCACACUGGGGAAAAACCCUACUAUUGCGCCGGCUGCGGCAAGAGCUUCUGCGACCACUCCACCCUGGUCCACCACAAGCGCAUCCACAGCGGGGAGAAGCCCCACCAGUGUCCCCAGUGCGGGAAGAGCUUCUUCUACAUCUCGGCCCUCACCAACCACCUGCGCACCCACACUGGGGAGAAGCCCCACCAGUGCCCCCAGUGCGGGAGGGGCUUCAAGCAGAGCUCAUCCCUUGUAAACCACCUGCGCAUCCACACCGGGGACCGGCCCUACCACUGCUCCCAGUGCGGGAAGAGCUUCAACCACAGCUCCUCCCUCAUCACCCACCGGCACAUCCACACUGGGGAGAAGCCCUACAAGUGCGACAUCUGCGGCAAGGGCUUUGGCCAGAGCUCGGUGCUGGCGAAGCACCAGCGGCUGCACGCCGGAGAUCGGCCCUACGCCUGCGCCAAGUGCGGGAAGAGGUACCGCUGGAGCUCGGAACUCAUCAUCCACCAGCGCAUCCACACCGGGGAGCGGCCGUACCAGUGUGACGACUGCGGGAAGAGCUUCGUUGACAGGUCUGCGCUGAUCCGCCACCAGCACACGCACACUGGGGAGAAGCCCUUCCAGUGUUCCCAGUGUGGGAAGGGCUUCUACUGCAGCUCAGCCCUCGUCUCCCACAAGCCCAUCCACACUGGGGAGAAGCCCUUCCAGUGCCCCCAGUGCGGGAAGAGCUUCAAGCACAGCUCAGCCCUGAUCCGCCACCAGCGCAUCCACACUGGGGAGAAGCCCUUCCAGUGUUCCCAGUGCGGGAAGAGCUUCAGCCGCAGCUCAGCCCUCAUCAGUCACCAGCACAUCCACACCGGGGAGAAACCCUACCAGUGCUCCCAGUGCGGGAGGAGCUUCAGGCACAGGUCGGCUCUGCUCAGGCACCACCGGAUCCACCUGCGAUAG
Pterocles gutturalis (yellow-throated sandgrouse) is the source of this 1416-nucleotide messenger RNA. RefSeq names its product zinc finger protein 271-like. NCBI's taxonomy places the organism in Eukaryota, Metazoa, Chordata, Aves, Pterocliformes, Pteroclidae. Gene Ontology annotation, molecular function: RNA polymerase II cis-regulatory region sequence-specific DNA binding; DNA-binding transcription factor activity. Gene Ontology annotation, biological process: regulation of transcription by RNA polymerase II. The record is from RefSeq and is a predicted model, not a curated record. The transcript is spliced from 4 exons. The annotation marks the transcript as partial.